AUGAGAUUGUCCAUUUAUUUCCUGAGCCUGUUCUUCCUGCAGUCCACGGCCACAGCCCUGUGGUGCUACGACGGCCAGUACUCCUGUGAGGAAGCCUGCAGAGACCCGGGGCAAUGGGCUGCCCAGUUCCCCAGCUGUGAAGGUCUGCGUCAGUCUCCCAUCAACAUCGUCACCAGUAAAGCACACAGGAACUCUGCUCUGCCGCCGUUCAACUUCAUCGGACACAAUCAAGACAUCAACAUCAGCCUGAAGAACACUGGACACUCUGCUCAUUUCAGCCUGCCUCACUCUGUGCGCUUGUCCGGAGGCGCUUUGCCGGGAAAAUACAGAGCGGAAAACUUUCACUUCCACUGGGGCCGAGAGGGGAUCCCAGGGGCCGAACACACCAUCGACGGAGAGCGGCUGCCCAUGGAGAUGCACAUAGUCCAUGUGAAGGAGCCGUACGGGUCUCUGGCUGAAGCCGAGCACGACAUAGCUGGGAUCGCUCUGCUCUCUUUUCUCUUUGAGGAGUCGGCUGAUGACCAUCCACAUCUGGACACAGUGAUCGAGGCUUUGGGUCGUGUUAAAAACAACGGAAGCUCGACGCAGGUCAUAAACUUCAAGCUGAGCAACAUCGUCCCGUCAGCCUCAGACCUGCACAGUUACUAUAGAUACAUGGGCUCCAUGACGACGCCGGGCUGCGAACAAGCCGUGGCCUGGACCGUGUUCAAGAGGACUCUGCCCAUCAGCAGCCGACAGCUGAGCGCCAUAGUCUCCAAGUGCCUCUUCUGGAGCGGACAGCCCAUGAUGGACAUCUACAGACCCGUCCAACCACUAGAUGGCAGAGUCGUCUACAAAUCCAACUCAGGCUCUCUGCUGCCAAGUCUGCCUCUGCUGUACACUUUACAUAUUCUACUCCAUAUUUAG
Knipowitschia caucasica is the source of this 906-nucleotide messenger RNA. The record is from the annotation of a GenBank genome assembly. Lineage: Eukaryota; Metazoa; Chordata; Actinopteri; Gobiiformes; Gobiidae.